Daldinia childiae is the source of this 1902-nucleotide messenger RNA. Its product is annotated as Regulatory protein wetA. NCBI's taxonomy places the organism in Eukaryota, Fungi, Ascomycota, Sordariomycetes, Xylariales, Hypoxylaceae. The record is from RefSeq and is a predicted model, not a curated record. Bases 1 to 1902 code for a protein of 633 amino acids. The transcript is spliced from 2 exons.
AUGGCCUUCACGGCAGUGCACUACCCGACAGACAAAGACCAAAACCAAGCAUCUUACUGGCCUGAGAGUGAGGAGCUGGGGGUGGCAAGCGAUAACAACUUCUUUGAACAGUUCCUUGCCUUUGAUUCUUCAGAAACCUCGGCUCUUGGUGGUGGCAAUGACUUACUCGCAAAUCCGCCCAGUCCGUCUAUCCUACUCGAGAAUCUCGAUGCUGACUUGUCCAAUUCGUCGUCCACCGAUCAGGACACGCAAUCUGGACAGUCUCGAAGCGAAACAUCUGGCUCAUCCAUUUCGCUAGACUUUUCCUCGAUACCAUCCUCUUCAGAACAAAGCAAGUCAGUACCAUUAGAGCUCGCUGCCCCUCUCAUAUCAGAUCCUAUAUUGUCCAACGGUUCGAUUUCAGACUCCGAACUACUUCGCUUGGAGGGCAUCUCUAGACUCUCCAUAGAGUCACCUAAAGGAAAUGCUACAGCACCUCAAGAUUCACCUCUUGCAAACCAAGGUUCCCUAAGCCCACGUAAGCAUAAUCGUGUUUUGAGCUCGGUCUGCUCCGCAUUACGCCGAGCGACGCAUUGGUCGAAGCCACAUAAGCAUCAAGGACCCCCGAUGGAAGUAAGCACGGCAAUAAUGGGAGAUUCGUUGAAGACAGAUGAUAGUGCCUGUUACGAUCUCCCAGUGGACUUUGAUCUAAGCGGAUUAGGUGAUGUUAAACUAGAAGAAACGUCCAUUUCGAAUAAUCUACCCUUAUCACCGCCACUCACCGGUCGGAUACCUACCGAUCAUAACUCGGACGAUAUAAUGAAUUUCGUAAGCGGUCAUUUCGAUGACCCGUUCUGCGAUGAUGUGCUAGCUCCGUCUACUAGUAUCGACUCCGCAGGCAAAGGACACGACAUUGACUUGAACACACCCAUGGCAACCCCGGCGCUGGACGACGAUAUCUUCUAUCAACAGACACUUGAUCUAAUAGGCGCAGGGCCGUCGUACGUUUCCGAUAAUGGGGGCGGUAUGUCAAGCCCGGGGUGGUGGGAUACGCCACAACAAGCGAACGGUCACCGCCAGCACGGUGGUCGGAGCCAUAGCCAUAGCCACAGCAGCAGCUCAAUGCAUAACAACGUAUCACUCAAUCUCUCAAUGCAUAACCAGCAGGCAGAGCUUCCAUACGAGUACAGCACUGGCGCAGACAUAUCGGGACUCAUGAUUCACAUGCCGCAACCCCGGGCGCCACAAGCCGCAGUACUAAGUUCCAAUAUAAACGACUCACUCAUAAUGCCUUCACCAUCAUCUUCCUACUAUCAUCAUCCUCACUCCGGUGGCCGUCGAAACUCGUCAAGCUCAUCGCAAUACCACCAUGGGCACCACAGCGACCACCGCCGGCCGCGACCUCGCGCUCCCUCAUCUGGCGCCCGUCAUUACGGCAGUAGCAGCCACUACGGCGGCCCGAUGACUUCGCCACGCAAAGUAUCCUCAUCAGCAGCAUGUUAUACACUGCGCGAAGAAUCGAUAUCGCCGACGCCUCUCCCACGCCAACGGACCUCCUCCUCCUCUUCAAGUUCCUCUCUAGCCCUGCGCAAGCAGCGAUCAUGGAGCCGGCAACACCGCAAGGGCGGCGAGCCACGAACGCCUAGCAGCGGCCGCGUGCGGUCAUCAUCCUGCCGGUCGGCGGGUUACGACCAUGGCGGCGGCGGCGGCGGCGGCGGAAGCUUAUCCAUUGAGUUUUGCAACUACACGCCGAGCGACAAGAAGGUGCUAAUGAAUGGUGUGGCGCCGAGCGGGUCGAGUAAGACCAAAGCGCGACGCGAGCGCGAGGCCCAAGAGAAAAAUGAAAAGUACGUGGAGGCAAUUCGUGCUGCGGGGGUCGAUGUGGAAAAGUUGCGUCAGAACGGUUUCCUCUUCACCAAGUAG